AUGGGUUUCUGCAAGUUUUCCAUGUUCAGUUUUCUUUGUUUGGUUAUUGUUUUGUUUGGAGUCCAUGGAGAAGAAAAUGCUCAUGUUCUGCUUAUGAAUGACAGAGCAUCAUUGCUUUCUUUCAUGAAAGGUGUCGUUUCUGACCCGGGAGGGGUGUUUGAGAAUUGGAAAAACUCCUCGGAUUUUCAUAUCUGCAACUGGUCAGGUGUGAAGUGCAACAGUGCAAGUGAAAGAGUCACAGAGCUUAUUCUCAAUGCAACAUUUCUUAGAGGCACCAUUUCCCCUGCUUUAGCCAAUCUUUCUUCCUUGACGGUUCUUGAUUUGUCAGGAAACUUCUUUCAUGGUCACAUUCCAAAAGAGUUAGGCUCUCUCUCUCAUCUAAGACAACUUAGCUUAUCAUGGAACCUUCUUGAAGGGAAAAUUCCCUACGAGUUGGGAUUUCUGCAGAACAUUAUAUAUCUUGAUCUGGGAAGUAACCGGCUUGAUGGCGAAAUCCCGGAAUCAAUUUUCUGCAAUGGGUCUUUUUCCUUGGAGUAUAUAGACCUUUCUAACAAUUCUUUGAGCAGCCAAAUCCCCUUAAACAAUGAAUGUGUGCUUACAAAGUUGAGAUUUCUUUUACUUUGGUCAAACAAAAUUGUGGGAAGGGUUCCCCGAGCCCUUUCCAACUCAACUCAUCUUGAAUGGCUUGACUUGGCAUCCAAUAUGUUAAGCGGGGAGUUACCAUCAGAAAUUGUUGGUGAAAUGCCAAGAUUACAAAUACUUGCUUUGUCUUAUAAUGACUUUGUUAGCCAUGAUGGGAAUACCAACCUUGAACCUUUCUUUUCUUCCUUAGCAAAUUCAUCUGACCUUCAAGAACUCGAAUUGGCUGGAAACAAUCUUGGUGGAGAGCUUCCUUACAUUAUUGGUGAUCUUUCUACCAAUCUUGUGCAGCUUCAUCUAGAUGAGAAUCUUAUCUACGGCUCCAUUCCUCCUCACAUUUCCAACCUUGUCAAUCUUAACCUCUUGAACUUGUCUAGUAACUUGAUUAAUGGAUCAAUCCCUCAAAAACUAUGCAGGAUGGGAAUGCUAGAGAGGGUUUACUUGUCAAACAAUUCACUCUCUGGUGAGAUUCCUUCUGCUCUUGGUGACAUUCUACAUCUAGGUCUUCUAGAUUUGUCGCGAAAUAAUCUUUCAGGUUCGAUUCCGGAUAGUUUUGCAAACCUUCCCCAGCUAAGAAGGCUCUUGCUUUAUGGGAACCAGCUCUCAGGAACAAUUCCACCAAGUUUAGGCAAAUGUGUAAACUUAGAAAUUCUAGACCUUUCUCACAAUAAGAUUUCUGGGGUUAUUCCUAGUGAAGUUGCAGGGUUGAGGAGCUUGAAGCUGUACUUGAAUUUGUCUAGCAAUCACUUAUAUGGGCAUUUACCAUUGGAGCUAAGCAAAAUGGAUAUGGUGCUUGCAAUAGAUUUAUCCUCUAACAAUGUCUCUGGCACAAUCCCUCCACAGCUUAAAAGCUGCAUUGCACUGGAGAACCUCAACCUUUCACAUAAUUCCUUGGAAGGCACUCUUCCAUUUUCUGUAGGGCAGUUGCCUUAUCUUCGAGAGCUUGAUCUAUCUUCAAACCAAUUGAUUGGAGAGAUACCACAAUCUCUGCAGGUGUCUCCCACUUUGAAGCACCUGAACUUGUCUUUCAACAAAUUCUCUGGAAAUGUAUCUAACAAGGGGGCAUUUGCAUCAAUCACCAUGGACUCUUUUCUGGGAAAUUAUGGCCUCUGUGGCUCAAUAAAGGGCAUGCCAAAAUGCAGGAAAAGGCAUUCUCAUCACUUGCUUAUUCUGUCAAUCCUCUUGUCAUUAUUUGCAACUGCAACACCCAUUUUUUGCAUAUUUGGUUACCGUCUUGUACUCAGGUCAAAGAUUCGAAGGAGGCAAUUGGCAGUUUUCAAUGGAGGGGAGGAUUUGAAAGAUGAAGAACAAGAUCAAAGGAAAGAGCUCAAUUACCCAAGAGUCUCAUAUAGACAACUUCUUGAAGCCACCGGCGGUUUCAGUGCUUCAAGCCUCAUCGGUUCAGGGCAAUUUGGACAUGUUUAUAAGGGAGUUCUUCAAGAUAACACAAGAAUUGCAGUAAAGGUAUUGGAUGCGAAGUCGUCUGCCGGGGAAAUUUCCAGGAGCUUCAAGAGAGAAUGCCAAGUCCUAAAGAGGACAAGGCACAGGAAUUUGAUAAGGAUCAUCACAAUUUGCAGUAGGCCGGAGUUUAAGGCUCUUGUUCUUCCACUGAUGGCAAACGGGAGCCUGGAGAGGCAUCUGUAUCCAAGCCAUGGAUUGAGAAAUGGAUUGGAUUUGGUUCAGUUGGUGAGCAUCUGCAGUGAUGUUGCUGAAGGGGUGGCAUAUUUGCACCAUCAUUCUCCAGUGAAGGUUAUACACUGUGAUCUUAAACCAAGUAAUAUUCUUCUUGAUGAUGACAUGACAGCUUUGGUCACUGAUUUUGGAAUUUCAAGGCUUGUAAAAGGGAGUGAUAAUCAGAGUGUUUCUGCAAUGGAUACAAUGACCUUCAGCUCAAAAGAAGGCUUGUUAUGCGGGUCUGUCGGCUACAUAGCUCCUGAGUACGGGUUGGGUAAGCGUGCUUCCACUGAAGGAGAUGUGUAUAGCUUUGGAGUGCUUUUGUUAGAAAUUGUGACAGGAAGGCGGCCGACAGAUCUCCUUAUCCAUGAAGCUUCAAGCUUGCAUGAAUUGGUUAAGAGCCAUUACCCAUAUAAGCUGGAGCCCAUUGUUGAAGAAGCACUAGAUAGGUGCUCCCCAUCUGCCAUGCCAACGCAUUACAGCAAAAUAUGGAGAGAUGUUAUUCUGGAAAUGAUUGAGCUUGGCCUCAUGUGCACACAGUACAGUCCUUCAACUAGACCAAGCAUGCUGGAUGUAGCCCAUGAAAUGGGACGGUUGAAAGAGUAUCUCUCCAAUCCUCCCUCAGUACAACUGGUUGAAGAAGCAACUUCUAAAGUUAAAGCUUCUAACUAAUGAAUGCAGAGUAAUGCUAUUUAACAGACUGUUAUACGACUAUCAUAUAAUUAAGAUGACGUGCGUGACAGUGUAAAUCAGCUUUUGAAUUAACAAAGUCUUGUAAAAAAAAAAAAAAAAGUCAAAAGUUGACUUUUACUGACACGUGAUCACAGCC
Corylus avellana is the source of this 3142-nucleotide messenger RNA. Its product is annotated as Leucine-rich receptor-like protein kinase family protein. The record is from RefSeq and is a predicted model, not a curated record. Lineage: Eukaryota; Viridiplantae; Streptophyta; Magnoliopsida; Fagales; Betulaceae. Gene Ontology annotation, biological process: protein phosphorylation. Gene Ontology annotation, molecular function: protein binding; ATP binding; protein kinase activity.